AUGGAUGACCAAUCUGCCCAGACUUUCAUUGGAACAGACGCCUCGGAUAAUCUCACGGCCCGAGAGACGAAGCACCUUCAUAUAUGGCCUUAUUACAUGGAAGAUCCUUUCGUAACAUGCGCCACCGCUAUCCAACUGCCCCAUCCUGGUCGACGCAAAACUCUUCAAUCUCUAAACGACAGUAUUCGAUCUAGAGCCCUACUUCUAAGUCGCUCUGCCUACCCAGCUUCCGAAUCAGAAUGGAAGAUGAACGUGAGAAAUUCUAUCGCACAAGCUCUGGACACCACUUCUUUCACCGAUUGUACGGUCACUUUUCAUGAUACUUACGAUCUCAACGAUGAGAAUGAUCCUGUAAGGAAACACAUGGAUCUUAGACUUCAGUCUAUUGAUAUUGCUAAACGUAACGCAGUAGAAGAUAGAACCAUCUGUGUCUCUACUGGUAUUACUCAAGGUCGAGGACCUGUUUUUGGAAUCAUAUUCCCAGAAUCCUUGGACCAAUUUGGUAAAGCUCUUUGUACCAAAAUGAUGUCUUUAGCCCGUUAUCCAAAUCAUUCGCCUGCUAAAACCAAAAUUGAUAGGUUAUUAAGUGAAGGGGGAUCAGAAGCUCAGGUUCAUUUUGAACAAAGAGCAGAAGGGGCAACAUGGGACACUUUGGAAGGAACAGGAUUGUUGAACGACGGUUUCAGCGUUAGGAUGCUCAAGGCAGAAGAUACGGACUAG
Tremella mesenterica DSM 1558 is the source of this 720-nucleotide messenger RNA. RefSeq lists its product as uncharacterized. NCBI's taxonomy places the organism in Eukaryota, Fungi, Basidiomycota, Tremellomycetes, Tremellales, Tremellaceae. The transcript has a single exon. Bases 1 to 720 code for a protein of 239 amino acids. The record is from RefSeq and is a predicted model, not a curated record.